CAUCCUUUCACCUCAUCAUGAAGUACAUGUACAUGUACAUGAACAUCAUAUUGAAUAAUAGGUAUUGCAAACGAGUUCCUGGUUUUGGCAGCUGAGCAGCAGGCAUGACAUGCUUAUGUCCCGCAUGCCCUAAGCAACUGUGUAACUAUGUAAUAGUAGCUGCAAUAAUAAUAAAGAGCAUGUGCAUUGCAUGAGCAAGGCGAGAUUGUUUGCUCUGUCUGUCUGUGAUCUAAUAUUAUCAUCCAUGUGUUGUUAACUACGUCUAUCAGAAUACGGGACGGGCAGUAAAGCCGGGGGACGGAGGAUUUGUUGUUCUCUACGCGCCUCCCAAUACAUCCCCUCCCCCAUUCCCGCAUGCGCACAACCAACUUUUGGCCUGUUUUAGAAUGUUCUCUUUUGUUACUUCAUUUCAAAGGGGAUGAAUGGUUAGAAUUCGAUGCAGUAAGUUUUUUUUCCUGGCGCGGCAUUGAUUAUUCCAAAGUGGUUGCCUGUUUGUCACAGGUGACAGAGUGUUCCGGUGAGGCGGGAUGGGAGGUUUUUUUUUUUUUUUCCUUCCCCUUUUUGAGGGUGUAACUUAGGCGGAGUUUUGAGGUGGGUGUUACAUUCUCAGAUGCUGUCUCACGGUCAGGGGCUUCGUGUUGGUCGCAGGCGUACGCUGUAGCAUAGCAUUAAAUUAACAUUUUGAUAGCGAGGCACAGCGUGAUGUGCUCUGUAACUUAGGCAGAGUGUGUACGCUACUAAGUAUGUAUGAAUAAUGAAGGAGUCUCAGAGCGGACGCAAAAUACGAUCUGGAGGUUAUUCGUCGGGAGCAGUUUUCCCGCCGACAUUAGCAGUCGGAUGGCCAUGCUUCAAAGCUCAAAACACCCUUUGCUGGGCCGCCCCCCCCCCCUCCCCCUGGCAGCAUGUAUCGCACGCCAAACAAGCGGAGACAUAUUGUCCUCCUGCUACCGAUAUAUAUCACGAGCGCAGGCGGAAUGCAGACAAGAGUGAGGGCCCGGUGCAACUAACCAAUAUGUAUGAUGAUGAGUUCAAAGAUAUUCACCAAUUAUUGCCAUGACAUGACAGGGUUCCUUGCUUCGCGACUGGCUGGCUGGCCCAAAGGCCGGAAACGAGAUAGAUCCAUGCAAAAAUAGGGCGGCUCAGCAUCUUCAGAAAAACAAAUGCCCCUCAAAAUGCCUUUUCCACCCUCGCUCAAACUUUAAAGAAUCAGAUCGACUUUUCGGUCGAAUCAUGGUCUGCGAGUAAUAAUGUAUGUUUAUGGAGUACGGAGUACAGUACAGUCAAGUUGUACGUACGUGUCCUCCGGCCCGGGGGGGGGGGGGGGGGGGUAACUUAAAGAGUUUCAGCAUCCCUUUUUUCAAAGUGAGGGCGCCUGGAAGCUCCAAUAGAGAGCCCGCGUUUGAAC
Blastomyces gilchristii SLH14081 is the source of this 1405-nucleotide messenger RNA. RefSeq lists its product as uncharacterized. The transcript is spliced from 4 exons. Bases 755 to 1057 code for a protein of 100 amino acids. NCBI's taxonomy places the organism in Eukaryota, Fungi, Ascomycota, Eurotiomycetes, Onygenales, Ajellomycetaceae. The record is from RefSeq and is a predicted model, not a curated record.